Molecule: messenger RNA, 1273 nt
Organism: Saccostrea cuccullata (small rock oyster)
Lineage: Eukaryota; Metazoa; Mollusca; Bivalvia; Ostreida; Ostreidae
Exons: 2
Coding region: 13-1176 (387 amino acids)
Molecular function (GO): protein binding
Source: RefSeq, a predicted model, not a curated record
UUGUUUUAUCUGAUGAUGGAGAAGUCAAUAUUUAUAAUACUUAUCUUUCUCUCUAUUCAUGGAUACCUUGCUCUACCUGCAAAGGAUGAAACUGAGGAAAACAACUUAUAUCCCAGUACCACAUCUGGAAAGACAUCCAGUAUUUUACGGGAUAUCCUUAAUCAAGAAUCAUUGGUGCGCUUUUCCAUGGUGCAAAAGAUUCAGAAUCUGGUAAUGGAUGCAAUAGACAGCAAAAACAACACCGAGAUAUUGAAAAAUAAGCUCGUUUAUCUAGGAAAAGAAUUGAACGCACUUGAAGCGAUGGAUCAGAGACUUGAACAAGAUAAUGCGAAACUUCAACAAGAAUUAAGUGCCAUCUAUGAAAGAAUAAAUGACACUCAGAACCACAGUCUUGCAAGCAUUCAAAGACUUAAUGACACUGAGAUAUAUCUUCUGAAAAGACAAUUCUUAGCUCUCCGCAGAGAAAAUGAAGUAGUUAAAUUAGAAAAUUUAAAAAUGAAGGAACAACUAAAUGUUGAUGUAAAUACAGCUAGGAAUGAAACUUCUACUCUGAAAGUGCAGUAUGAAAAACUCUUACAGAAAAAUGAGGCAUUUGAAAGCAAUUUACAUCGAAUGGAGAAAGAGAUAAAGUCAACAAACAUUGAUUCUCGUCUGAUGAUGAUUGAAGACAAAUUUUCGAACUUUUCCCGCGCCGUGGAUAAAGCUCUGAAUGAUAUCCGUAAGGAUCAAAAUGCAACCAACAUACAGAAGCUGAGUUUUCUUUCUGCGGUCAAUUCAGAUGGUGGAUCAGUUGUAGCCUUCACGGCCUAUGCAAGUUCAGGCAAAGAUUACAACUCAGAACCGAUCAUAUUCAACUCUGUUAUCACCAACGAGGGUGGUGCUUACAAUAGUAACACUGGUAUUUUCACGUCGCCUGCUGUUGGCGUUUAUGUUUUUACUUGGACACAUCUGACAAGAUAUGGUCAGUACUGUCAUGCCUAUUUAAGUAAAAAUGGCACCAUUCAAAACAUAGAUGCACAUACAAAUUUAAGUGGACUAAGUUCAGGAGUAUAUACAAUGGCGACAAUGAGUGGAACACUUCACCUCUCUAAAGGAGAUAGGGUUUGGAUUCAAGCUAACCAUUGUUAUGGUUUCUUAGGUGCACCAUAUAACUCUUUUUCUGGAUGGAAACUUUGAUUGUUCAGCGAACAAAUUCAUUUACCUUACGUUUUGUUUGUUUGUGUUCAAAACACUGAGAUCUAGCUGACAAAGUUGAGAUAAAUUGAAAAUGAUA